Molecule: messenger RNA, 3370 nt
Organism: Corticium candelabrum
Lineage: Eukaryota; Metazoa; Porifera; Homoscleromorpha; Homosclerophorida; Plakinidae
Exons: 3
Coding region: 59-2461 (800 amino acids)
Biological process (GO): cell adhesion
Cellular component (GO): extracellular matrix
Molecular function (GO): DNA binding
Source: RefSeq, a predicted model, not a curated record
AAGACAGGCAAGUGUCUGGUCAGUCUAGAAGCUACAACAACCAGGUGAAGUCGAACUGAUGAAGAUGAGAAGUUCGAAUUCACUCAGUGCCCAACAACUGAUCUUCAUCGUCGGAAUGUUUUCUCUGACAGCAACCAAGGCGUUGGCCGCCUGUACAGGACAAGGAACGUAUGAGGUCAAGUUUACGGGCCUAUGGACAGCGUCUAGUCAUCCUAAAGAUUAUCCAUCUCAUCCACAUUGGUCUGGUCUGGUAGGAGGGAGUCACAACAGCAAAUAUCAAAUGUGGGUUGCUGGAGGUACAUCUACACUUGGAAUGAAGAAUAUAGCGGAAUUUGGAAAAAAUGCAACUUUGCUUAAUGAAAUGAGAGCUCAAGGAAGUAAUGUUCUGGGCACUCUGGCUUUGCAGGGUAUAUCUUCUGGUACUGGCACUGGUGAUGGGAGUCUAGAUGUUGAUGGCAGCCAUUCACUUGUUUCUCUUGUCAGUAUGGUCGCUCCCAGUCCUGACUGGUUUGUAGGCGUUCAUGACCUUGAUCUGUGUAAUGGAACGACGUGGACACAGUCGAUGACUGUUGACUUGUUUCCUUAUGAUGCAGGAACUGACAGUGGACUGAAAUUCAACUCGAACAACUCAGCAACAAACCCCCAAGAGCGAAUCCACCUUCUGACUGCAACAAAUCCAAAUAAUAGCCAAAGCUCAUUUUUUGGUGGUGUAAAUCUUGUCCAAAGGUUUGCCUCUCUUGAGCUAUCUCUGCAAUCAGUGUCAACAGUGCCACCUCCUAGAGCAUCACAACAACCUCUCACUUCCUGUCCAGGUAAUAAAACAUACAAUGUCAAUUUCACAACAAUGUGGACAGCAGCAAGCCACCCCAAAGACUAUCCUGCUGGUGAUGCUCAUUGGUCUGGACUGGUCGGUGGAAGUCAUAACAGUGAGUAUAGGAUGUGGACAAGAGGUGGAAUGUCAACACCAGGAAUGGAAAUGAUGGCCGAGUUUGGAAAACAGCCUACUUUGUUGGAUGAGAUGAAGAAAGAGGGAAACAGAGUGCUUCAGACAAUAGCUCUUAGUGGCAUUGGGUCUGGUUCUGGAUAUCGACGUGGAAACUUACUUGUUGAUAGUGACCAUUCAUAUGUGUCGUUAGUCAGUAUGAUCGCUCCUAGUCCUGACUGGUUUGUUGGAAUCCAUGAUGUAGAUCUAUGUGACAGAUCUACAUUCAAAUGGAGAGAGACUGUAAUUAUAAAAUUACUACCAUAUGAUGCUGGCACCGAUAAUGGACUAAAGUUCAGAUCUGAUGAUGAUGACACUCAGCCUAAAGCUCAAAUCCAUCUUCUGACAGGAACGAUGCCUAAUAACUCUGACAGCUCAUUCUAUGGAUACGAUCCUGUGCCACCAAUGGCAACCAUGACCAUAACAUUAGGAGCUGGUGAAUCAUCUGGAAACAAUUGUGUGGCUGGAGAAAUGAUUAUAAUAAUAAGUAUUAUGUCUAUGCUUGUUCUGUCAAUACGUCGUCUGUGUCCAGACAUGUCGACAGAACAUACAUCAGAACGUUAUCGUUCGAGCUCUCGAAAGUUGGUAACGCUGUCGCUUAAGAGAAAGAUUGAGUUGAUACAGUGCGUUGAAAGUGGUGGAAAGAGAAAGAAAGAAAUUGCGAGCGACUUUGGAAUAGCGCCAAACACGCUGUCGACUAUACUUCGUGAUAAAGACAGAUACCAAAGGCUUUUCUACGGAGGAAAGACGGACUUGAACAAGAAAAGAGCUCGAGGAGCUUUUCUGAUAAGAUUGAUGAUGAUGUUGAUCAUUGUGUUGCUCUUCACCUCUCUGACUGCCGUUUAUGGAGCUUGUACAGGACAAGCGACAUAUGCCAUCACUUUCCAGACUGUCUGGACGUCGACUAGUCAUCCUAAAGAUUACCCGUCUAGUGCACAUUGGUCUGGUCUGGUAGGAGGGAGUCACAACAGCAAAUAUCAAGUGUGGCUUUCUGGAGGUACAUCUACACCUGGAAUGAAGAAUAUGGCGGAAGCUGGAGGACAAUUUACUUUGCUUAGUGAAAUGAGAGCUCAAGGAAGUAAUGUUCUGGACACUGUGACUUUGUCUGUUAUAUUUCCUGGUACUGGCACUCGUAAAGGGAGUCUAGAUGUUGAUGGCAGCCAUUCACUUGUUUCUCUUGUCAGUAUGGUCGCUCCCAGUCCUGACUGGUUUGUAGGCGUUCAUGAUCUUGAUCUGUGUAAUGGAACAACAUGGACACAGUCGAUGACUGUUGACUUGUUUCCUUAUGAUGCAGGAACUGACAGUGGACUGAAAUUCGCAUCGGCCAACUCUGCAACAAGCCCCCAGGAGCCGAUCUAUCGUCUGACAGGAACAAAUCCAAACAAUGCUCAAAGCUCAUUCUAUGGAUAUGAUCCAGUACCGAAUAUCCUAGCGUGUGCACAGCCUUGCAGUUCAGACAAGCCAUGCACCGUCGGAUAAUAAAUAAAGAAUAAAAUUAGAAAUAAUAAAAAAUAAAUAAUAAAUAAGUAAAAACAAAUAAAAGUAAAUAAUAAAUAAGUAAAAAUAAAUAAUAAUAAGUAAAAAUAAAUAAUAAUAAAUAAUAAUAAAUAAUAAUAAAAAAAAUAAUAAUAAAAAUAAAAAUAAAAAAAGACAAACAGACAACAGACAACAAACAGAUACACAGACAGAAUAAUAAACACAAACACAGACACUGACAGACAGAGACAAACAGACAACAAACAGAUACACAGACCGACAAACACACAGACAGACAAACACACAGACAGACAAACAGACAACAGACACAAACAGACAGACAGACUGACAAACACACAAAAACACUAACAGACAAACAAACACACAAAACAGACACACACUGACAGACAGACAGACAGACAAACACACACUCUCUCUCUCCUCUCCUCUCCUCUCCUCUCCUCUCCUCUCCUCUCCUCUCCUCUCUAGUGUAAAUAAACGACCACAUCUGUUACACUUGAUUCCGACCUUUGCUUGUUCCCGGGAAUCUGGGCGAUUUUGUCCUCUGUUGCAAUUGUGUCUUUUUUACCUGUUUGUGACUUGAACAGUCGCUUGCAGGUAGUGCACAGCAGAGGCUGUUGGUCAUGACAUCUGCUGGGAUCGGCUCUGUUACGAGCCUUCUGACUACUUUGAGCAUUUUCUAAUUCUACUCUUGAAGUGACGAUUGAGUUAAUUUUGCUAGCACAGACGUUCUUCCACUUCUGCCUGUCCUGCGUAAACUGGGACCAGGUGCUUGUUAGGCCAACCAUUUUGAGGUCUUUUACAAUCCUGUCUUUCCACCUUAGUCUGAACCCAUGCGCUGGACGAGUUGAUGGUAGCCACGCAUGAAGCAGCUGCUUGGGCAGACAAUGA